Molecule: messenger RNA, 1059 nt
Organism: Cordyceps militaris CM01
Lineage: Eukaryota; Fungi; Ascomycota; Sordariomycetes; Hypocreales; Cordycipitaceae
Product: sucrase/ferredoxin-like family protein, putative
Exons: 2
Coding region: 1-1059 (352 amino acids)
Source: RefSeq, a predicted model, not a curated record
AUGGCACCGGCCGCAGCUACGCCUCGCAUGCCCGUCAAGCAGAAAAUGGCGGUCUCAUUAAAGUCCAUCAUGUCCUCGGUCCUGGGCAAGGGCGGCGCCGAGGGUCCCACCCCGAUCCUCGAGCUCUUUCCCAAGACCGACCCCGCCGUCGACGGCGACGAGUGUCUGCACGACUGCGACGGGUGCAGCGUCAAGUACCCGCGCAACUUUAAAAUCGAGACGGAAGACUAUUUGUAUGGCCAGGUCAAGGAGUGGGCGACGCACGCCAUUGUCGCCACGGGCAAGACCGACUGGGUCCGCGACAGCGCCGACGAAAAGGGCAGCGUCAUGGAGGCGAUUGAGCAUGCGCCGCAUAAGCCGACCAACGGAAAAAUGAAGCUUUCCGCCUCCAACAUGCCCACCCCCAACGACACCACCGACUACUCGGAGCCCACGACCGUCCUGCUUCUCCCCGCCUUUACCCUAGUCCGCAACGUCCAGCCCGCCAAUGUAUCGCAGCUCAUCACCGACAUCGUCGACAAGGCCCCGACCAACACCUCCCCCAUGGCGUCCUUCACCCUGCCCACCUCCGUCGCGUCCCCCGGGGGGCUCCCGGACCUCGUCACCAGCAACUGCCCGCACAACGCCGUCAUCCUGCUGUGCAGCCAAAAGACGCGCGACGCGCGUUGCGGGCAGAGCGCGCCGCUGCUGCGCAAGGAGUUUGAGCGCCACCUGCGCCCGCUCGGCCUCGCGCGCGACCUGCACGACGAGCGGCCCGGCGGCGUCGGCAUCUACUUCAUCGACCACGUCGGCGGCCACAAGUACUCGGCCAAUGUCAUGAUUUACCGCCGCGCCAACGCCUUUGGCCAUGAUCAAGUGGCUGCGCGUGCUGAUGGCGCGCAUGAGAACGGUGGGCCGACGGCGGAGAUGGGCGCCGCGCAGUGCAUGUGGCUCGCAAGGGUCCGCCCCGAGGACUGCGAGAAUAUCGUGCGCUACACGAUCCUCAAGGGCAAGCUGGUCAAGCCUGAGAGUCAGCUGCGUGCUGGAUUUGACCGCUCUAAAGGACUGAUGAGCUGGUGA